AUGGCUUUGGAUACAUGGCUGAUCAAGAAGGUGAAGUCCGCCCUAUCCAACCGCCACGACCCCGGGGUUGCAAAGCCUAAUAUCCCGCCUGCCCGCCCCUCGCCCUCGGUGAAGCCACCGGUCCAGAAUAAGAAGCCAAACAACAACAACAACCACAAUAAUAUUAAUAAGAACGACAACGUCCUCGGCAUACUCUCCUUUGAGAUUGCCGGCCUCAUGUCUAAGCUCCUUCACCUCUGGCACUCCCUCUCCGACAAGAGCCUCAUCCGCCUCCACAAUGACUCCAUCCUCUCCCUAGAUGGGGUCCGCAAGAUCGUCUCUCCCGACGAGUCCUUCCUCCUCGGCCUAGUCUGCGCCGAGAUGGUUGAGAACCUGAGGACCGCUGCAGCCUCAGUGGCCCGCCUCAGCCUGAGCUGCGAUGACCCUGGCCUCUGCGAGUUUGCCCAGGCCUUGGAGGAGUUCGCAAACACGGGAAUGGACCGGCGCGGCUGGGCCCUAGGGCCGAAGGAGAUGGAAUCCGUGGCUAAGAAGAUGGACCGCUACGUUAAGGCCACGGCCUCUUUGCAAAGGGAGAUUCAUGAGCUCGCCGCAAUGGAGAGCAGCCUGAGGAAGGCUGUGCAGAUGAGCAGCGCGGCGGAGUCCAAUAGCAAAGUGCUUGAUCUCCGGCAGAAGAUCCUAUGGCAGAGGGAAGAGGUGAAGAGCCUUCGGGAGAGGUCCUUGUGGGCCCGCAGUUUUGACAUGGUGACGUUGAUCCUCGUGCAGUCGGUCUUCACAGCCCUCGCGAGGAUCAAGCUUGCGUUCUGCCUUGGAGGAAGGAACUACCCGUCGACGCUCCCUUGCAGCCUCUCCGCUUCCGCUGCCGUUCACCCCGGGCCUCACCAGCAUACCUGCUCCAUGUCCGGGCCGCUGAAGCCCGAGGAGGUGGAGGAAAACACUCCACCGGCUGAGGGGUUCUUCGGGAGCAACUCGAAGGUGCUGAAGCCACCAGAAAGCACACUUGGGAAUGCUGCACUGGCCCACCACUAUGCAGGGCUGAUCAUCGUGAUCGAGAAGAUGAUCAGGUCGCCGCACCUGAUCGGUCUCGACGAGAGGGAGGACCUCUACUCGAUGCUGCCAGGGAGCAUACGGUCAGCCCUCAGGAACAGGCUGAGGGGUGCAAGGAUGUGGGUGGCGGACCCGGGCCUGGCAGUGCAGUGGAGGGAGGCGAUGGGGCGGAUCCUGGGGUGGCUGUCCCCGCUAGCACAUAACACGAUCAAGUGGCAGAGCGAGAGGAGCUUCGAGCAGCAGAACUUAGUGCAGAGGAUGAAUAAGAUCAGCAAUGGCAGUAACAGUACUGUGUUUCUGCUGCAGACACUGCACUUCGCAAACAAGGAGAAGGCGGAAGCCGCCAUUACGGAGCUGCUGGUCGGGUUGAAUUACAUAUGGCGGUUCGAGAGGGAGAUGAUGGCUAAGGCCUUGUUCGAUUGUGCCAACAAACAACAUCACCUUUAA
Molecule: messenger RNA, 1491 nt
Organism: Punica granatum (pomegranate)
Lineage: Eukaryota; Viridiplantae; Streptophyta; Magnoliopsida; Myrtales; Lythraceae
Source: RefSeq, a predicted model, not a curated record